AUGACGGCGACUGCGACGCCGACAAAAAAAUCGAGAAAGCAACCUGCGAUCGCAAUGCUCAAUGGAAAUGCUUUUACGGUUAAGCGGCUCUUAGCGCUGCUGAUCAUCUUCACAGUGGCUGAUGCUAGCCGGGCACUGGAACUGGGUGACAAGUGCCAGCAUGACAUGGACUGCACGGAUUUCAUCAAGGGCAGCAGCUGCUCCGCAUUGGGUUACUGCGAGUGCGCCCCCUACUUCGUCCAGCUGGACUCCAAGCGCUGUUUGUCGUCUCAACUCUUGGGCGGCGACUGCCAGCUGAGCGAACAGUGCUCCAUGAAGGUGGCCAACAGUAGCUGUCUGGAUGGAGCCUGUCGGUGCGUCGAGGGAUUCCUGCAGUUCCGCAAGCACACCUGUCUGGGACCUGCCCAUCCUGGCGCCGUUUGCUACAGCCACGCCCACUGCCAAAUGUUCGACACCCGCACCCACUGUGACUUCCUUAUCCCGAAUCUGUUCGGACGCUGCCAGUGCACAAGUCCCGCCAAGAUGAUCGGUGGUCUCUGCAUGGCCCCGGCGGCGGAUCAGCAGGAGGAGGAUCAGGCCAUUGAGAAGGUGGAACAACCAGUUAGCACAAGCACUACAAGGAAAACCACUACGAGCACAACGACAACAACGACGACCACGACCACAACACCUGCGCCCACAACAACCACAAGAAGGACCACCCCGUCGACGACAACAACGACAACGACGACAGCUGCUCCCAUUCUGCUGGAAGAUGAGCUGCCCGCCAGUGUUGAGGAGCAAUCCUUGGAGGAGGAUGAUGGCCAGAGCACUAAGUUACGACCCGAGGUAGCCGAGGUGGAAAACGUUGAGAAACUGGAGGCUGUGGACAUGGCCCAUGAGGAAACCGAACUGACACAACAGCAGAACCAGGAGGAGCAGCAGCUACACCAUGAAGAGGCUGCAAAGGAGCCAGAACUCACCCAGAUCUCUCAAGAUGCCACCACUGGGGUUCAGCAGCUGCUCACACCCGCCGAUGUGCCCACCGAGAAUGUCAUUGCUGCGGAGCAAGAGACCGAGGCUGGGCCCACCGAGGACUAUCCCUACAAGAUCGACGAGGAGUACGCGGAAGAGCAUGAUAGCCACAAGCCGGAACUAACGGGUGAGCAGCCCGAGCAUCAGGAGAUUGUCGCAGAGGUGGAGGCACCACAAGCCGAGGAGGAGGAGGAGGAAGCCUCGGGUAAUCAGGAGAUUGCCUCAUCGCCAAUCGACGACACCAUGAAAUUCGAUUACGAAGCUGAACCCGAGAAGGAGGAAGAGGAGGAGGAGGUGCCGCAGACUAAUGAGGAGGUGGUGCCCAUUGAUGCCGAGAGCGAGACUGAUGCUGAGGCCAGCACCAGCGAACCGCCGGUCCAGACGCAGCUUCUCGAGGAGGAGACAGAGCCGGAGACAGCCCAGACGGUGGCCGACGAGGAACUGAUCCCAGUUAAUGCUACACCUGAAACCGAAAGUGUGACGAAGGCAGCUGACAACGAGGUGGAGCAAGAGGAGGAGCACAUGGCCUCGGGGGAUCAUGAGCUAGAAGUAGCUGUGGCCCACCACGAGGAGGAGCAGCCACCCAAGCAGGAGGAGCCAGCGACCGUCAGCGAACCAGCCUCGGUGCAAAUGGAGAGUGAAAGCCAAGUCGAGGUGGGAAAACCAGAGGAGCCAGAAACCGAAAUGGAAAAAGAAGUAGCGGAAGCAGAAGCAACUCCGACCGAAGCCACAGAUGUGGAGCUACCUCUGGCCACCGAAGGCAGUCAGAGGCCAGAGAUGGAGUCGGGAGCUGCAGCUGAAUCUGGAUCUGGAUCUGAGACCGAUCAGGUGGAACAAAGCGCCGACAUCAAGCCGACAAGUGGCGAGGAUGAUUUAAAUGAAGCCAAUCAAUUAAAUCAAGACCAAGUCACCGAGCCAGCUGUGCAGGAGGAGGGGGCAGAGCAGCACGAGGAGGAGAGCCAGCCCGAGCAGGUGGAUGAAGAAGUCCAUCAAGAUGCAGAUGAAGCCACAACAGAGAAACCAGUCCAAGACAUCGACACUGAGGCAGAGGCGGAGACGGAGACGGAGACAGAGACCGAGCAGGAGGUGGAGGCAAUCACCGAAGCGGAGCACGAACAAUUGACAUACCCAACAAAUGAUGAUGAAUUGGCGCCACUGGAGGAGGCAGAAGCAGAGCCAGAGCUGACCACAGAGCAACCAGAGGCAGCAGCGGAACCAGAACCAGAAUUAGAGAUCACCACCGAGCUGCCACUGCCCCAAGAGGAGGAAGAGGAGGAGAAGGAGACGGAGAAGGAGCAUGAGCCCGAGGCCGAUGAGGAAAAUGCAAAUGCAAUUAAAACGCCCGAAGUGUCGGAAGCAAUUGCAGAGCCCCAGGCAGAGGCGUUACCCGAGCCAGAGACGGCCACAGAAACGGAGAUCGGGGUGGAGGAGGAGGAGGAGGUGGAGCAGUCAUUGGUAACUGAGAGGAUCCAAGAGCCAGAAGCAGAGCCCGCUAAUGAUGAGGUGUCGCAGGUGGAUACCGAUCAAGGUAAGCCAGAGCAGCCAAUUAAGAGCGAUGCUGAUAUCGAGCCGGAAGCCACUGAGGAAUCCGCGCAGACGGAGAUUGUGCCAGAAACCGAACCUGAAACCGAAGCCAGUGAAAGUGCCCAGACUCAGGAGGAGAUCAAGCCCCAGCUGGAUGAAGUGGAGGUCGAAAAGAAUGAGAAUGACAACAUAAUUCAGGGAGCAGAACCGAUUCCCCAGGAAGAGGUUAUUCCAGAGCCAGCGGAGGAGCACUCAGAGGAGCCAGCAGAGGAUUCCGCUCCUCCUAAGGCCCAGGAAGAAUCACCAGCUACUCCCGAAGCAGCGCCCGCAGAGGAGGAGGAGGAGGCCAGCAAACACGAGCUGGACUACACCAGCAUCGAACAUCUCCAGGAGAUCGCCCAGCAAGAAGAAACCACUGCAGCCCCUGAGCAAGAAGAUGAAGAGGAAGCAGAGUCCACAGUGGCUCCUGAACUCCAGGAGGCGCCCAGUGCCAUUGUGAGUGACGAACUGGAUCAGGAGCAUCCCCAGAACUUCCAUGAGAGCGAGAGCAUCGCCGACAUUCUCAGCGAUUUGAUGCUGGAGGGCGACAGCACCGUGCCACCGGUUCCAUUUGGCCAACAGCCCGCCCAAACGGUACCCAUGGUAGAGGCCAACUCGGAGAACGAGGAGGAGCAGCCCCAUGCUGCUAUUUCCGAUCUCGUGGCCGAAGCUGACGAAACCCAUGACCAUGUGGAGCAAGUGCCACAAGCCGAGGAGCCAGCGCCUGCCAUUCCAGAUCUGUUUGCUGAGGCAGCUAAUGAUGAGGCAGCCGAGGAAGAGGAGCAGGUGACAUCCGCUCCUGUGGCUGAGAAGGAGCAGCAGCAGGCGGAGGAAGAGGCUGUCAAGGAGGAACCCCAGCAGGAUGAGGAAGAACCAGAGCCAGCCAAUCAGGAGGAAAUCGAAGAAGAAGCCCAAACAGAAGCCACCACGGAGAAGGAACUGGAACAGGAAGCCGAGCCCGAGGAGGAGCACACUGUCCCCGAGGAACUACCCUUCGACCUGAACGAUCAAUCCGUUCCCAUCCGCCUGAAUGAGCUGGAAUCCGAUAACCUGAUCGUGGAGUCCACCACCACCAUCGAUGGCCUGCAGGAACUCGACAGCAAUCACAUUGAGCAGGAGCCUGUGGCUCAUAACGUUGCCCAUGAGGAAGCCACUCCAAAUCCCGCCGGCAUUGUGGAGAUCACCACUCAGACCAUGCUGGGUCUGGCCAGUCGUGUGACCCUCAUGGAACCCGCCGCUCCCGUGGUGACCACUCUGAUGCCCCUAAUGACCGCCGCCGAUGAGCCCACUCCGGAGCCCGUGUCCCCGGCUUCCGUUGCUCCUGCUGCCAGCAAACCCGGCUCGGAGCUGCGUAAGCGCGUGGAUCUUGGCCUGGAGGCUGUCUCCCUGGGAUUGGCCUGCAGCAACGAUCGCCAGUGCCAGUUGGCUGAUCCUCACACCGUUUGCAAUGGACGUGGAGUGUGUGACUGCUCUGCCAGCGGAGAGGAGCAACAAUGCGGUGCCGAGAGAACCGGAUGCAGUCCUGGAACCUUCCAGUGCCGUUCCAGUGGCGUUUGCAUCUCAUGGUUCUUCGUAUGCGACGGCCGCGCCGAUUGCAAUGACGCCUCCGACGAGGAGUGCACCCACAAUGCCCGCCUGAACCAGAGCUGUCCGGCGGAGUCCUUCCGCUGCCAGCGUAGUGGACGCUGCAUCUCGCGGGCAGCGCUCUGCGAUGGCAGGCGCCAGUGUCCACAUGGCGAGGAUGAGCUGGGCUGCGAUGGCAGCCACCGAGGAGGCAACGCCUGUCCAGAGCACACGUUCCGCUGCGGCAGCGGUGAGUGCCUGCCGGAGUACGAGUACUGCAAUGCCAUUGUGUCCUGCAAGGACGGCAGCGAUGAGCCGCCGCAUUUGUGCGGCUCCCGGUCCGUGCCCAAUCUCUUCAUGCGCCUGAUCGAGGCCGGUGGCCUGCUGGGCGGAAGGCGAGAGGCGGAUGCCUACUGCCCGCACCGCUGCAGCAAUGGUUUGUGCCGCUCCACGGCCAUUGUCUGCUCCGGACGGGAUGGUUGCGGUGAUGGUACCGACGAGCAGACCUGCGCUGUGUGCCGUUGUCCCGCCCCAACUGCCGCCAGUCUGCCCGCCUUCCUGGCCCGGCAACGUCCCAUGCCGCUGUGGUAGAGAGGAUCCUUUGGAGAUGUGGAGGUACCCUGACCCCCGUAAAGGGGACUUCCGGUCAGCGACUGACUGACCGAGCUUUUGCCAACAACCACUGUCUUCCGACAUCUGACAUCCAAUAUCCAACAUCCGAAACCCAACACACACUCGCAGCACUAUCGCCUAUUUAUAUCCCAGACGCAUUGAAACACGAUUUUUGCCUAGCAUUUAAGUGGAUAUUUACAACAUUUAUUUAUUUAUUUAUUAUGACCUUAGCUGCGCCCAUGCCACGCCCAAUUGCCACCUUGCUAGCAAGGGGGAAGGGACUUCCGGUUCCUCCCCUUUGAGCCAGUGAUGUUUGUCAAUUGCGCCACUGGGCGUAACCCUAAAGCACACACUAAAACGACACACACACCCACACUCUCGCCCCCAUUUCGACUAUUUAUUCUACUCAUCUGGCCCAUCAAGAAACUAUUUAUUUAUACCCCAAACAUCACCCAAAAACCAACACACACACUCGAAUGGAAGAUUUCUUCAUUUAGCCUAGUUCUAUGAAAUUUUCUAAUUUAUUCAAGGAAAACAUACACACACAAACACACACACACGCACACACGAGUGAUGAAAAAUAAGAAAAACCAUGAAAUGAUGCAUUUUUAUCGAUAAUUAUUUUGUAAAUAAGAGUAAACGUGUUCGAUGUACAUGAUAAACGAAUUGAUAAUGCCUUUAAAGAAACGUAGGGUAUCUAAAGCUAACCACAUAGCGCAAUCAGAUCAAACAUUUAUCCCCUAUAUAGUUUAUUAAAUGUAUUUAUGUAAGUGUGAGUGGCACUCACACACUUUUCUCAAAGUCAUCAAAGCAUCACGGUAAAACUAC
Messenger RNA from Drosophila serrata, 5580 nucleotides. It is a transcript of the gene ImpE1, whose product is annotated as Ecdysone-inducible gene E1. NCBI's taxonomy places the organism in Eukaryota, Metazoa, Arthropoda, Insecta, Diptera, Drosophilidae. Gene Ontology annotation, molecular function: protein binding. The record is from RefSeq and is a predicted model, not a curated record.